GCCACACGGAAUGUUUUUGUUGCAGUACGCGAGAACACGGAAGUGAAGCAGCGCUCCUGUGUUGACGUCUCAUGUCUUCGUCUCUUUCCGGGUAAACCUCCGCACCUGAGGGAGCCAUGGCGGUGAGCGCGGUCCACCUGGAGUCCGACGCCUUCCUGGUGUGCAUGAACCACGCGCUGAGCACGGAGAAGGAGGAGGUGAUGGGCCUGUGCAUCGGGGAGGUGGAGGGCUCCCGCAUCGUCCACAUCCACUCCGUCAUCAUCCUCCGCCGCUCGGACAAGAGGAAGGACCGGGUGGAGAUCUCCCCGGAGCAGCUGUCCGCGGCCUCCACGGAGGCGGAGCGGCUGGCGGACAUGACGGGCCGGACGAUGCGGGUGGUCGGCUGGUACCACUCCCACCCGCACAUCACCGUGUGGCCGUCCCACGUCGACGUGCGCACCCAGGCCAUGUACCAGAUGCUGGACCAGUGCUUCGUGGGCCUCAUCUUCUCCUGCUUCAUCGAGGACAAGAACACGAAGACGGGCCGGGUGCUGUACACCUGCUUCCAGUCCGUGCAGGCGCAGAAGGGCUCCGAGUACGAGCGGGUGGAGAUCCCCAUCCACGUCGUGCCCCGCGAGGCCAUCGGCAAAGUGUGCCUGGAGUCCGCCGUGGAGCUGCCGCGGAUCCUGUGCCAGGAGGAGCAGGACACGUACCGCAAGAUCCACAGCCUGGCGCACCUGGACCCCGUCACCAAGAUCCACAACGGAUCCGUGUUCACCAAGAACCUGUGCAGCCAGAUGUCGGCGGUGAGCGGCCCGCUGCUGCAGUGGCUGGAGGACCGGCUGGAGCAGAACAAGCAGAGCAUCGUGGAGCUGCAGCGGGAGAAGGAGGCGCUGCUGCAGGAGCUGGCGGCUCUGUGAGCCCGGGGGACAGACUGGAGGAUGGAGGGAGGACAGACUGUAGGGUGGACAGGGUGGAGGGUUGAGGGAGGACAGACUGGAGGGAAGACAGGAUGGAAGAGGAGGGACAGACUGGAGGGUGGAGGAGGACAUGGUGGAGGGAGGACAGACUGGAGGGUGGACAGGGUGGAGGGAGGAUAGCGUGAAGGAGGACAGCCUGGAGGAUGGAGGGAGGACAGGGUGGAGGAGGACAAGGUGGAGAUCCCUGACAGUUCUCCAUCUGCAGAUGAGAGACUCUAGUUUUAGCUUCUUCACUAUUUUCUUUUUUUAAAGUCUUGAUUCUUGCAGAUGGAUUAUUUUCAGUUUCAUGGCUGCACAGCUGUGAACUAACAUCUGGUCAGAUUUAUAGUUUUGUUAAUUAUUGAUUAAUUCGAUCUGAUUGUCUCUGAUUUAAAUUCUGUUUGAAUCAACUAAUGAUUGAUCUGUGGAAAACUGUCCCUUUAUCACAAAGUUAAAGAAAGUGAUAACUGAACCUUUGACCUACGUCUCAUCUGUCCUUUCAUGUGAAUCUGUCCAACAAACAAACUAAUGAACACAGGUGGAAACACGAAGCUCUUAAACGAACCUCUAAUGUCUCUGUUGAGGGACAAAGACAGAAAUGUGCCUGUAGACAAAUUAAAGUGUUACUGUGGAUACUGUAAAAUGUAUAUGAAGAUUAUGGGAUGUAAAGCAUAUACAGGUGCUUGUCUUCCAUCAAUGCUAUUUGACUUUGGGUUGAUUUUUUUUGCUCUCGUCACAGAUUUACAAAUUCUGAUGUGUGAUGUUUUCUUCCUCCAACUGUAAAAUAAAACAUUUACUUAUUUA
Messenger RNA from Hippoglossus stenolepis (Pacific halibut), 1742 nucleotides. It is a transcript of the gene brcc3, whose product is annotated as BRCA1/BRCA2-containing complex, subunit 3. Gene Ontology annotation, molecular function: cysteine-type deubiquitinase activity; metallopeptidase activity; polyubiquitin modification-dependent protein binding. Lineage: Eukaryota; Metazoa; Chordata; Actinopteri; Pleuronectiformes; Pleuronectidae. The transcript has 2 exons. Gene Ontology annotation, biological process: double-strand break repair. The record is from RefSeq and is a predicted model, not a curated record. Gene Ontology annotation, cellular component: BRISC complex; BRCA1-A complex. The coding region runs from base 117 to 899 and encodes 260 amino acids.